Cicer arietinum (chickpea) is the source of this 3619-nucleotide messenger RNA. RefSeq names its product protein ROOT PRIMORDIUM DEFECTIVE 1. Lineage: Eukaryota; Viridiplantae; Streptophyta; Magnoliopsida; Fabales; Fabaceae. Gene Ontology annotation, molecular function: RNA binding. The record is from RefSeq and is a predicted model, not a curated record.
ACUCCUUCUCGCUCUAACUACUCUGUACUCCAACCUCACUUCACACUCCAUAGCCGAAUCACCUCAAGAACCCUAAAACCCCAAAACCCUAAAAAAUAAUGCAAAUCUUCAUUUUUCGCAUCUCCAAUUUCUUAAAUCAACGACUUCAAAAUUCUCCAUGGAUCAAUCACCACCAAUACAAUCCCAAUUUCAAUUUCAAUUUCAUUUUCAGAGAAAUGUCUCAAUCCACUUCAAUCCCUAAAAAACAACUAAGAAUUCGCGACCAUGGUUACGAUAAUUACAUGGAAAUCGAGAAGAAAACUCGCAAAGUCCUCAAAUUUCAGAACCUAAUUCUCUCCGAACGUAACCAAUCAAUCCCAAUCCCUCGUCUCGAAACCCUAGCUCAUCGUAUAGGCUUCACGCGCCAUGAAGCCAGCGCGUUCAUUCUCAAAUUCCCGCAUGUGUUCGAAAUCUUCGAGCACCCCGUACAACGCAUUCUCUUCUGCCGUUUAACUCGGCAAGCAAUCCUCCAGAUCGAACAGGAGCGUCACGCGCUUGCAGCUCAUCUCUCACGCGCCGUCAAGCAGCUCCGUAAACUCAUCAUGAUGUCGAACGGUUUACGGCUCCGACUCGAGCACGUGAGGAUCGCACGCUCCGCACUCGGCCUACCGGACGAUUUCGAAUACUCGGUCGUAUUGAGGUACCCUGAAUAUUUUCGCUUAAUUGAUGCUAAAGAAACUAGGAACAAGUACAUUGAGCUUGUUGAAUUUGACCCUAAGUUAGCAACAUGUGCAAUUGAAGAUGUUAGGGAGAAAGUUUACAGAGAGAGAGGUAGUGAUGCUGAAGAUAUUAGGUUUUCUUUUUUGAUUGAUUUUCCACCUGGUUUUAAGAUUAGCAAGUAUUUUAGAGUUGCAAUGUGGAAGUGGCAAAGGACGCCUUAUUGGUCACCUUAUGAGGAUGUUUCCGGGUACGAUUUGAGGUCAAUUGAGGCACAGAAGAGAAUGGAGAAGAGGGCUGUUGCCACUAUUCAUGAAUUGUUAUCCUUGACUGUGGAGAAGAAGAUUACGUUGGAGAGGAUUGCGCAUUUUCGGAUGGCGAUGAAUUUGCCGAAGAAGUUGAAGGAGUUUUUGCUUCAGCAUCAGGGGAUUUUCUAUGUUUCCACUAGAGGGAAUCAUGGGAAGCUUCACACUGUUUUUCUUAGGGAGGCUUAUAGGAGAGGUGAAUUGAUUGAGCCUAAUGAUUUGUAUUUGGCGCGGCGGAAGCUUGCCGAGCUUGUGUUGUUGAGUCCUCGGAAAGCUCGUGUUGAUAGGGAAUUGGUUGGGUAUAGGAGGAGUAGGUUAGAUGAUGAAAUGGGGCAAGUCACAAGAGCAUAUGUUGAGGAUGCCUGUGAAGAUUUUAAGGGUGGAGAUGAUGUAGGGCAAGGUGAGGAUGAAGAAGAUGAUUUGACAUCAGAUAUUGGUUCUGAUAUUGAUUCUGGAGAUGAAGGUGAUGAUUAAGGAAAACUCGUGAACGAGAGUAUUAAUGGAAUCUUUUUUGUUUUCAAAUUUUGCUGUUGUGAAGUCUCUUGAAGGAAACAGACUCUCUUCAGUGGGGAUUUUCACCGACAGAGAGGGAGGAGCGGUGAAAACCUUCACCAUUAAACCUCCCUCUCCCUUAUCUUUUAUAUUUUAAAGGAUCUCUAACAUUUUUAAAUGGAUGGCUGAGAUACCAGUGGACCGAAAUAUCAUUUGAGAGGAUCCAUUCCCGUCUCUUGGUAUAGAUUUGAAACUUUGGAAGUUGCAAAUAUGGUUGAGUUAAGUUUCUUGUUUCUACUGCAUCUUAACUAAAGUGAGAUUUUUCAUGUGAUUGAUUGACCACUGUGUUGACAUGGGGAGAAGUAUAGUAUAGAAUUAUCUAUGAAAAAUGUGAGUGGCUUUUUUAGAAGAUUAUAUUUAUAUUCAGUAUGAUAUCUGAUAUGAAAUCAGAUUAUUCUUUUCAGAGUAAAGUAAUAACUUGAAGGAUGGUAUCAACUCAGUAAUAGACUCCAAGGAACAAUUUUUGUAGAAGAAAACUGUGUAAACAAAUAAUAGUUUUAACCUUGAAGCUUGAUGCUGGUGGUAAAUCAAGGUCUUAUGCUAAGGAUGAUCAACCAAUAAUUGAUUUUCAUUAAUAAUUUAGCCUCCAAAACAAAAUUCUCUAAUUAUGAGUGGUAUGUUUAAGGUUGAAAAAUGCAUUUCAAUUAUUAUUUAUAGAUCUUUCGUUUUUGUCCUCCUUUUAUGGAAAGCAAGAAAUCUUAGAAGACAACCUCUCUUUGUCUCAUAUUUGGAUUAUCUCUUGUGGUGUUGUAUUUGUGGUAGGAUUUAGUGUUAUAGAAGAGAGAAGAUAAAGUGAAGAUGAAAAGAUGAAAGAAGAAUUAAGAGAGAGAGAGAUUAAGAGAGUGCAUGCAAACUCUCCUAAUUCUUUUUUCAUCUUCACUUUAUCUUAUGUCUUCUCUACCUUAUUUUUUCUACUGCAGAAACAACACCAAAUUCAAAAUAAGGCAAAUUCUAAGGAGCUAGUCCAUCACAUGUGCUUAAAAAUCACUUCAAAUUCUAACGACGAUCGACAACACUCUUUAGAAAUAAAAGUUUACAGCUCUCCACAUCUUUACCUUUGAGACGGUAACUUAAUUGAUGUCGGUUCAACGAAUUGAGUUUUGAGGGACACGUUCGUUUUCCCUUAUUUUUAUCGAACGGACUUCAAUCAAGUUAUUGUAUCAGUCAUAACAACCAAGAGGAUCAUUCCAAAAAGCAUCCUCGAUUUUUGUAAGAGUUUCAAAUGAUUGAUUCCGGUUGACACCUAUGAAAAUUGUCCACCGUAGCCUUCACCUUAAAAUAAAAUGAAGAGGGUUAUGGAACUUUAAAUGAAACAGCAAAAAUUGGUAAUGGUAUAGAUUUAAAACAUUCAAAUGUUUGUGUGGAGAGACUUUCUCUUAAUGGAGUAUACAAAAUAUUUUUUUUGUUGAAAUUUAUCAUGUUUGUGUUAGAUGUUUCUGUCAAACACUGGCUGGCUUUUAUUCUGAUUUUUUAUGGCCAUUGGCUUUCAUUCAUAUCGUGGACAUUUAUGGAAGCUUCUCUAUUUUUCAGUUAAAUCUUUGAAAAUAAAGCUAAUUUCAGUUUAAAGUAAUCUUUGUGAAUAGUUGUGAUGUACUAGCAGUGUAAAUUUAAUUUUUUUAUAAUGUUAGUGGAUAACAAUUGAACUCUUUAUUAUAUUCCCUCACCCAUAUAAAAUAUAUAUUAAAUAACUAUGCAAAAUAUAUGAACCAGUCCAAUAAAAAUGAUCUUUAGUGGUGGCAAAAAUCAAUGCAAAGAGGAGCAGCAAGAGGCAGAUGCAAAAUAGAAGACAAAGGCAAGCAACUAAAGGGGUUGAAGGGAAAUGGAUUCUUUAGGUUUGCUUACUUUAGUAAUUUUUUUUAGUGUAUUUAAUGGAGAAAUUAAUUAUUAAAAUAAAUUGAAGGGAAAUCAAUUCUUUGGUGUUUGUUGGCUUUGGUGUAUUUGGAUGAGAGAAAAUGAUUAGUUAGGAGAGAAAUAGAAACAAAAUUAUUAACAAUAUUCAAUGGUACAUGUAAAAAAACCACAUAUGUUUCAAAUUUCUAUUUUUAUCUUUAAAAUUUUGAUCGAAA